CUGUUCCUCCCUGAAGAGACGCAGGCUGAAAACCAGACGAUCACAUUCACCUUCCAAACCAAACUAAACCAAACCAGACCAGACGUCCUGAGUGAGUCCAGCUACAGGAGAGAAGAGUCAAACUACAACCUGCCGACGCUCCACACACUGACCCUUCACCUGGAGACUCAAUGGCUUCCAGAUUAGAAGAGGAUCUCUGCUGUCCCGUCUGCCAUGAUGUCUUCAGAGAUCCUGUCAUUCUGUCAUGUAGCCACAGCUUCUGUAAAGACUGUGUGAAGAGCUGGUGGAAAGACAAAGAAGUAAAAGAGUGUCCACUUUGUAAGAGAAGACAUUCAAAGUCAGAACCACCUUGUAACCUGGCGUUAAAGAACCUGUGUGAGACCUUCUUACAGGAGAGAGAUCAGAGCUCUUCACCUGCUCUCUGCAGUCUGCACUCAGAGAAACUCAAACUCUUCUGUCUGGACCAUCAGCAGCCAGUGUGUGUCAUCUGCAGAGAUUCAGAAAAACACACCGACCACAGAUUCAGACCCAUCGAUGAAGCUGCACAACAGCACAAGAAGCAACUUCAGGAAACUCUGGAGCCCUUGAAGAAGAAGUUACAGAGUUUUGAACGUGUUAAAGUAGAGUUUGAACAAACAGCAGAACACAUUAAGGUCCAGGCCGGACUCACAGAGACGCAGAUCAAGGAGCAUUUUAAAAAGCUUCAUCAGUUUCUGGAGGAGGAAGAGGAGGCCAGGAUGGCUGCACUGAGGGAGGAAGAGAAGCAGAAGAGUCGGAUGAUGAAGGAGAAGAUUGAGGCUCUGAGCAGAGACAUAACGUCUCUUUCAGACACAAUCAGAACCACAGAGGACGAGCUGAGAUCUGAAGACGUCUCGUUCCUGCUCAACUACAAGGCUGCAGUGGAACGAGUCCAGCAGCGCCCCCUGCUGGAUGAUCCACAGCUGGCCUCAGGAGCUCUGAUAGAUGAGGCCAAACAUCUGGGCAACCUGAGCUUCAACAUCUGGAACAAGAUGAAGGACGUGGUCUCCUACAGUCCUGUGGUUCUGGACCCAAACUCUGCUGCUCCAUGGCUCGUCCUGUCUGAAGAUCUGACCAGUUUGAGACUAGGAGAGAAACAGAAGCUUCCUGACAAUCCAGAGAGGUUUGAUCAUUACCACUCAGUCCUGGGAUCUGAGGGUUUUAACUCAGGGACUCACAGCUGGGACGUCCUGGUUGGAGACAGUACACACUGGUCACUGGGUGUAAGAGCAGAGUCUGUCCAUAGGAAGGGAAAAGAUCUGUCUGGAUACUGGAGAAUACAGUUCUAUGAAGGUGAAUACUCAGCACUGUCACCAUCAGGAUCAUCUGUUCUCUCUGUGCAGAAGAUCCAGAGGAUCAGAGUGAAACUGGACUGGAACAGAGGAGAACUGUCGUUCUCUGAUCCUGAUACUAACAAACACAUUCACACCUUCACACACACUUUCACUCAGAAGAUGUUUCCAUUCUUUGGCAUUACAGAUCCAGUGAAGCUGUUACCUGUGAAAGUCUCUGUGAUGCUGGAUCAGAGCCGUUAGAGAUAAAGAUUUUAUUCAUCAUGUUUAUUUCUUCAAGAGAAAUCUGCUGAAUUUAAAUGUUAAACUCGUUAUUCUAAAGCUUUGUUUAUUUCUCCUUUUACUUCUCACUCAUUUUUAUUUCUCCUGUUGACUUUUCCACAUGUGUAGAAAAGAUUUCAUUAUUUUCUGAUCUUUAUCUUUGGUUUGUUUUUUAAUUUCAUGGAAAAUGUUUAUCAUUUAGAUUUUGUGUGGAUCCACGAAGUCGAGCAAACUGAUAAAGAUCCACAUAAAAACACAUUCAUCAAUAACAGCUGAUCAUUGUUCACAUUCAACAAACUUUAUUCAAACUCACACAUGAGACAUGAUUCAUGUUCAAUCACAUAAAGUCUGUUCACAUAUGAAAUAAUCCAACAUAAAUGAACAUUUGUCUGUUUGAUGUGAUGAAGCCAAAAUGAUUCUGUCUUUGAAACUGUUUAUUCAACUGCAGCCGAGUGAUGUGAUUUUA
This is a messenger RNA of Limanda limanda (common dab), 2037 nucleotides long. Its product is annotated as E3 ubiquitin-protein ligase TRIM35-like. Bases 171 to 1553 code for a protein of 460 amino acids. The record is from RefSeq and is a predicted model, not a curated record. The transcript is spliced from 2 exons. NCBI's taxonomy places the organism in Eukaryota, Metazoa, Chordata, Actinopteri, Pleuronectiformes, Pleuronectidae. Gene Ontology annotation, molecular function: protein binding; zinc ion binding.